Molecule: messenger RNA, 716 nt
Organism: Boeremia exigua
Lineage: Eukaryota; Fungi; Ascomycota; Dothideomycetes; Pleosporales; Didymellaceae
Exons: 1
Coding region: 160-597 (145 amino acids)
Source: RefSeq, a predicted model, not a curated record
UGUUGGAAGCCUUACCCAGCUCGAGCCUGGUUCUUCUCGCACUAGAGGGUCUGUCACUGAAUCUGUAAUUUAUGGGCGGCUCAUGUCCGUUCUGAUCUGUGACGUACUUUCCAGUAGCAUGCACUACCUACUGUUCCACGUUACCUUGUGGCCACUCACAUGACUUUACUCCACCUGCGGUCUCGAUGCAUAUUGCUCCUUUGCUUUGGCAACCGAAAAUUGCUACCUACUUCUGCUGACAUGCAUAAGCAAUGUCAUGUGUCGCCUAUGCUGUUAUCUGCGGGACUACGGGACCGGUGGACUGGGUGGGCUGAAUGGGAUGGGUGGGUCCCGUCCGUGGAAGCACCUGUAACAGUAGGCAGCAUGGCGCUACGACGAAUCCAAGUACCACUUCUGCAUAGAGCAGCGUCAGCGGAGAAAUACUUUCGGCGACCAAGAAUGGAGAAGGAUGUGCUUGGGGCGACAAGGAAUUUUGAUUGCGUUCACUUGCGAUCUGUUGACCUUGGGGAGCUAAUUUCAUGUUCAGAUCAACCGUGCAACUGCCGGUCUUGCUCUGCGUCACCUUGCAGAUAUUGGCCACGUAUAUCCAAGUUUUGACCUGUAUCGUAGGGCUAAUCAUAGCAGAGUCUCAUCGGCAAAGCUACUUGUCUGGUGUGCUUGGAAACUCUCUCCAGUCAAGCGAGUACAGUUUUAGAGUCUAGGUGCUUUGGCUGGGG